UCAGCGUGUCUGCGGGCCCUACUAGGGGACGCUGCAGGCGGCAGGAUGUCCUGGUCCAGCCUUCUCCGUGGCCUCAACAUGUCCCUAAGUUAUGGCCUAACCCUGGUCCCCCGGCUCUGGGCCACCCGCCCCAUGGCCACCCUGAAUCAGAUGCACCGCCUGGGGCCUCGAAAGCGGCCGCCUCCACGUCUGGGCCCCACGGAAGGCCGGCCGCAGCUGAAGGGUGUGGUUCUGCGAACGUUUAUUCGUAAACCCAAGAAGCCCAACUCGGCGAACCGCAAGUGCUGCCGCGUGCGGCUCAGCACGGGCCGCGAGGCCGUCUGCUUUAUCCCGGGGGAGGGCCACAGCUUGCAGGAGCACCACGUGGUGCUUGUGCAGGGCGGACGCACCCAGGACCUGCCCGGCGUCAAGCUCAAGGUUGUGCGUGGCAAGUACGACUGUGGCCAUGUGCAGAAGAAGAAGUGACCACCAGGGGCACAGUGUGCUGGGGUUCCCGCAGAGUGAGAACCUUUGUCUCUGGGUUCCUGCAAUAUCCUUGGGAAGCUAGGCCACCUCUAGAAGCAGCUGGUCCUGGUUCAAAUCCUGGCUCCACCUCUUCCAUCAGAACCACCAGUAGCCCAUAGGGGUCCCGAGUGUGAAUUAGAAAAGGGCCCCCUCUGCCGACACCCUUGGUGUCCACGUAGAGUGUUGGUGCAAGAGGCUUCUUCUGGGACAGUACCACUGCCCUCUGAUGGGAAGGGGUAGCAAUAAACACAGGCCCUGCGGUUCGACUGUACAUCUUGCCUGGUGUUCACCCUCUGUGUGGUCUUGGCAACUCA
This is a messenger RNA of Miniopterus natalensis, 818 nucleotides long. The record is from RefSeq and is a predicted model, not a curated record. NCBI's taxonomy places the organism in Eukaryota, Metazoa, Chordata, Mammalia, Chiroptera, Miniopteridae.